ACUGUUGGGCUUUAUUUUUGGGCUAAGAUGCACGCCCAUCAGUUAAAUUACUUCCUUCUUUUUUAACGAAAUGUUGGGCUCGUUAGUUUGCAUAUUGGGCUCCAACAUGUUCAUUAUUUGUACCGCAAAGGUAAUAGCAAAAAUAGGUCGGUGAUGACCGAAACCACGACCGUGUUGACAUUUCGGUGCGGCAAAGCAGGAAAAAUCAUCUCAUCUUCACAACCGGCAUGAGCAGAAUGUGAAGACUUUAAACAGCGGAUGCUUUCCAGUAAAGGUUAAUUCAAUUUAUAUCAAAAAUCUCCCUGCAGGAAAUCGAGUAUUUGCUACGAGAACUGAAGCCAAAACACGCGAAAUGGAUAAGCUGGAUGUGUUGGAUGAGCUCUUGCCGGAUUUUCAGCAGUUCCUGAGCGACCUGACCACCUGCAAACUCUCCAGUGCCUUGGAGACCAAGGUGGAACAGUACAACAAGAGUAUUCAGGAUUAUUGUGCCACGAUACUCAAACCUGCACCGGAACCCCCUAAAGCAGCUGUAAAUGGGAAUAUUGAGAAGUUUUUGGCUGAAGAGAGGGCGAGGUCUCGAAUGUCCCACACAGUGCAGGAUGACACUUAUUACAACGUGCAUGUCAACACAGAGGCCAGCAAGCCUAGCAAUGUCCGCGGCUUUAGACAACGCUGGUCAAAGAGCUUUCGAAUUGAGCGAACAUCUUUCCAAAUUGAUGAGAACUACGAGGAACCAACGCGAUCUCCCACCGUGCCUUCGUCCAACCGACCUCCAAUCACAAGAAUAAUCGAUGACCUUCCUGAAUAUGAAGAUCCCGAUGAAAUCCCAGCCAGACCAACCGGGAAGUCGGCCACCAUGCCGUUAUCAACCAGAUACACGGAACCAUCAGAUAGCGGUGGAACGCUCAUGUCAUUCAACUCCAGCUCCUCCUCACAGCCGCAGGACGACCUACAAAACUAUGAAGACUUGCCCGACUAUGACAAUUUUGAUGAUGGUGAUGAUGGUGAAUUUAGCUCCACCGAUUACGAAGAUUAUGACGAGGACGAAAUAGGAAGGCAGCAAUCUGCUGGCGUGGAUUCCAACGCCAACAAGGCCAAGACCAAACUAGACAAGGCCAAGUUAGACCAAGAGGAGAAACUCGCCCACUUCAAGAAGCAGCACGAGAGUGACCCCAAGGUGGACCAUCUGGGACUCCUGUUCAUCCCAAGCAAAGUCAUGACCAUCUCCAAGAAGAACUUCGGUCAGUGGACCAAACGCUACUGCCUGGCCAGGGACACCCACUUGCUGUGCUACAAGAACCACGACACCAAGAGGCCCUCGCAGGACCUGGUGCUGUUUGGCUACACCGUGGCGUUCGUCGGGCAGGAAGGAAAGCAGCAGAACGUCUUCAGUAUCAGCCAUCCCAGCCGGGGAUCGGAGCUGUACAGUGCCGACAGCAAGGAAGACGCUGACAAGUGGAUUGGGGUGCUGCAGGGUUAUGCUACUAUGGGGAACGAGUUGGUCCCGUCGACGGGCUACGUGGAGAAGGAAGGCCAAGGAGCAACCUCACACACGGGAGAUGAACUCUCGAGAAAAGUCAAAGGUUUCCUGGGGUGGAACAAGAAGAAAUCGAAGGAGAGCAAUCCGCAGCUGAAUGUCGAUGGAAAGGGAGUUCUGUCAGGCUGCAUAAAUAUCAUGGGAGCCAAAUACGGCGAGCCCAAAUGGCGUAAGAAGUACCUGAUGAUCAAGAACGGCCAGUUGGAGUGUUGGUCCGAAGACGGUGAGACGCAACACUUUGACUUUCCCCUGAACGGGACUGACAUGAUGCCAGCGGAUCCCAAGGUAACCAAACGGAAGGUCGCGAUGAAAAUCAGCAGAGGCAACGAGACGCUGAUUUACUUGGAGACUCUCAACCACCUGGACAUGGGUCCUCUCCUGAAGAUAUUCAUGGAAGCAAUGACCGACUCCAAGAAAGACCCCUCAAGCUCCUCAAAAACUGGAAUGGUCUCCAGCCUGCUGAAGGCGUUUGAGAAACAGAAUAACGAGCCAGCAGAGCAGGAAGCAUAUGAUGACGUACAACUUCCUAGUGGACAACAAGCUUCUGGAGAUUCAGGAGAGUUGUACCAAAACGUCAGCACGGAUCAACAAAACGACGAUGACCUCUAUGAAGAUACCGAGAUUCCCAUUCGCCAAAAUAACCAGAACAGUGUUCCCAGUGACAAAGACAAAGAAAAGGAAGACUCACCGACUAAGAAAUCGUCGUCGUCCAUUUACCAAAACUUCAAAAUUUACAUUAACAUAGCUAAAACCAUAGACGAAGACCUUUAUCUCGAACUGCUGGAUGAUUUUGAAAAUCCCGAGAUCACGUCGCCCAAAGAAAAGAAAAAGAAGAAGAACCCGUUUGCUGUCAUGCAACGAGAUAACCGGAAGAGAAGCGAGACCCUACCAGCGAAGAUCUCCAAGAUGCCUGAGGAACCGGCGGCAGAGAGCGGCAAGAAAGACAAGAAAGCCAAGAAGAAGGAGGAUAAGAAGAAAAAGGACAAGAAGGGGAAAGGAAAAGAAGAGGUCGUUGUUAAGGAGGAAGAGGUCGUUGUCAAGGUGAAAGAGCCCCCAGCGGAAGAGACGCCCAAGAAGAAGGUGUCAGUCCGAGCAAAAACUGCGUUUGCGAAAUCCGACAAGAUGCAUCUUCUGGAUGUGGACCGCUUGGAGAUUGAACGGAAGGAAGUGGAUACGAGGAAGCGAGAAGUGACCAGACGGAAGAUAGAUCUCAGAGCUCAGAAGAGGGAGACAACGGAUCCUAAGCAGAAGGAGCUGCUGGAAAUCGAGCUACAGAAAGCCCAGCAGGAAUGGAGUGAAUGCAGCAACCGUUUGGCCUUCAUUAACACGGAGAUUGAGAGUUUGAACAAGCGUAGUGACGCCACCACGCUCCAGGAACAAAAACAGCAAUUUCGCAUGUCGAUGGUUAGAGAACUGUCGUUUAAGGACCCCAUGAUGGUGCGCAGGACACGAGAUCGCCUCUCGCUCUGCGCAAUGAGAAGUUGGAGCUUAGAUUCAGCAUCUCCUGAAAUUAUUGGAAACGGACUCUCAGUGGACUCUGCAAAGAAAGAUCAAAAGGGAUCCACCUCCCCCGGGAUGAAGGUUGCCCAGCGAGGCGGUAAUGUCAAAGAUAAACUUCAGAUGUUCCAACAAAUGGGCAACAAGUAAACCGUCUUUUCAAGAGAACCCUUCAGACCGUAAAUUGAGAAGUUAAAAUCAAUAUUUUUGUAUCAUAAACGUCUCGACUUUCCUAGAGAUCACCAUAAGGGGCGCUGUUGUCAGUAGUGAUGAUCAUUAUAGAUUGGUUGCGUUCUGCCGCCAUCUUUGAGGUGUGCUUUGUUAUGUUAAUUCAUUAACAAAAAAUGCACAAGGGAGGUACUCAUGCUUGUCCCUGCCUCAAAGGUGCUACAGUGCAAAUGAUGUGUGGGCAUUAAUGAGCCUUGUUAAGGCCAAGUACAAAUAAAAAUUGUGAUGCGAUCAAGCUACAUGAGUGGUUUGUCGACCCUGGUAAAAAAAAACUAUAUUGCAGAUUUGAAAAGAGUACAACCUCAGCAUUACUGCUGUGAAAACCGCAU
Patiria miniata (bat star) is the source of this 3591-nucleotide messenger RNA. RefSeq names its product actin filament-associated protein 1-like 2. Bases 353 to 3184 code for a protein of 943 amino acids. The transcript is spliced from 22 exons. NCBI's taxonomy places the organism in Eukaryota, Metazoa, Echinodermata, Asteroidea, Valvatida, Asterinidae. The record is from RefSeq and is a predicted model, not a curated record. Gene Ontology annotation, cellular component: cytosol. Gene Ontology annotation, molecular function: SH3 domain binding.